UCUGUCCGCGUCUGUACAGUGUACGGUAAUGCUUGCAGUCAUCAUCGCCUUGUAUCCAGACUCCAAACUUGAUUUCCGACUUGUCUCGGGAUACGGAGAUGGUGUACGCCUUGACGUGCAUAUUGUCGACAGUGCAUCUUGGUUGUAGAUCCCUCUCGCAAUGUUCUCCUCCCGGACGCUUCUCCUUCUCACUGCGGCCUCUCGCUUGGCCUACGGUAGCACAAUUGGGCCGGUGGGUACUCUUGUAGUGGCCAACAAGACCAUCGCCCCGGAUGGCCUCCCUCGUGCCGCCGUUCUCGUCGGAGGGACGUUCCCGGGGACACUCGUCACCGGACACAUUGGGGACCACUUCCGCCUCACGGUCGUCGAUCGACAGCAAGACAUCCGUAUGCUCGAGCCCACGUCCAUCCAUUGGCAUGGAUUAUUCCAGAACGGGACGAACUACAUGGACGGGACCGCGUCCAUCACUCAGUGUCCCAUCUCACCAGGGAACUCCUUCACAUACGACUUUCCCACCCAUCAGGCUGGGACUUAUUGGUAUCACUCGCACCUUGCGACUCAAUAUUGCGAUGGUUUGCGCGGCCCGAUCGUCAUCUACGACCACAAGGACCCCUACCGCCACGCAUAUGACAUUGACGACGAAAACACCGUGAUUACGCUUGCUGACUGGUACAACGUAUAUGCUGAGACGGUCGCCGGUCCCGGCAUACCCUCGUCGAUGCUCAUCAACGGUCUCGGACGUACCGCUGCCACGGUGUCGAACACAACCCUCGCCGUUAUCCACGUUAAGAAAGGCCUGCGCUACCGCUUCCGGUUGAUCAACACGGCCUGCGACUCCAACUACGUCUUCCAAAUCGACGGCCAUAAGAACCUGACCAUCAUCGAGGCAGACGGUGUCCUCCACGAGCCAUUGAGUGUCGACUCCAUUCAGAUCUUCGCAGGCCAACGUUAUUCGUUCAUCAUGACUGCGGACCAAGCCGUCAACAACUACUGGAUUCGUGCCAACCCAAGCACAGGUCCCACUGGUUUCGACGGGGGAAUCAACUCCGCAAUUCUCCGCUACUCCGGAGCUAAACAUGUUGAGCCGACGACUUCGCAGGAUGCCUCGGUCAACGGUCUAGUGAACGAGGUGGACUUGCACCCGCUCGUCAAUCCCGGUGCUCCCGGCCGCCCGUUCAUCGGUGGUGCUGAUGUACAGCUGAAUUUGGCGUUGGGCUUCAAUCUCACAGCGCUGAAGUUCACGAUCAACGGCAAUGCAUUUGCCGCUCCGACCGUGCCCGUGCUGCUCCAGAUUCUGUCAGGCGCACAGAAAGCACAGUCGCUGCUCCCCAGUGGAUCGGUGUACACGCUCCCGCACCUUGCGGCGGUCGAAAUCACGCUUGCUGGGGGCGUGGUUGGGGGUCUGCACCCCUUCCAUCUGCACGGACACACCUUUGAUGUGAUUCGCACCGCGGGCAGCAGCACCUACAACUAUGUCAACCCUGCUCGUCGUGACGUCGUCAACAUUGGCAACGCCGGGGACAAUGUGACAAUCCGCUUCUUCACGGACAACCGCGGACCAUGGUUCCUCCACUGCCACGUUGACUGGCAUCUCCAGGCAGGUUUCGCCAUCGUGCUUGCGGAGGAUGUUCCCGACUGGACGCCGGAUCUGAUGCCCACUUCGGAAUGGAACCAACUGUGUCCCAUCUAUAACAAGCUUCCGGCAUCCAUCACGUCUCUUGCUGGAUGAGCUCAAUGAUGAGGUUUCUUCGAAAAUUUUUCUUGCAGGAUGACCUACUCCUGCUAUCACUGGUUGAGGUUGCUAGGCGGGAGGGAUGUUAUUUUGUCUCUUAGUUUAAUCAUUUGUUUUACUCCCUGUUAAUCUUCAGAUCAAAAAUUCUACUCUGCCAAGUUCAACCGGC
Molecule: messenger RNA, 1901 nt
Organism: Mycena citricolor
Lineage: Eukaryota; Fungi; Basidiomycota; Agaricomycetes; Agaricales; Mycenaceae
Source: the annotation of a GenBank genome assembly